CUAUCCCAUACUGUCUAUACAUUCUACAUACUAACUAUCCCAUACUGUCUAAACAUUCUACAUACUAACUAUCCCAUACUGUCUAUAACAAUAUAACAUAUAACAUAUCACAUACCCUAUAACAUAGUGCCAUUUAUCUCCAAAUAUAUAUCCCUUUCCCCAUUCCAGCUCCCCCUAAAACCAUGUACUCCCAUCCCCAAGCAGACCGACGACCGCCGACCGCAAAGAAAUAACAUCCAAGGAGAUUUGCCACCAGCAUGCGUCGCGCAAACACACACAGUUCCGUAGAGCAAACGCCGUAAAUUAAUUCGAUUUGAUUGCGUCUAAUAUCACGACUCCGCCGCAGGAAAUAUAUCAUGUCGCCACCAACAACGAGACCAACAACAAGACCAACAACAAGACCAACAACAAGACCACCAACAAGACCACAGACCACGAAAAAUAUAACUCCAUCAUGCCAUUGCAAAAUCCAGACCCAACCCCCGAUCCCGUGACAUCCCCUUCCCUACUGGCCCUAAUGCAGGUACCGCCGCCGUCGCAUCUUCCCCCGCCACAACACAACUACAACUACAACAGCACACGCCACCAUCACCAUGGCCACCACGGCCCCCGUUCCCAUCCCAAUCCCCAUCCCCUUCCCCCCGACGCGCCACGACCGCAGCGCCUUAAUCCUGUACGCCUCCGAGACCGGCACUAGCGAAGAUGCCGCAUAUCUACUUGGCCGUAUAGCCCAACGUCUCCGGUUCACAACGCGGGUGGCGGCUAUGGAUGGCGAGGGGGUUAAUGUCAACGAACUCCGCAAAUAUACGAUUGUCGUCUUCGCGGUCUCGACGACGGGGCAGGGCGAUUUCCCCGCCAACGGGAGGAGGCUGUGGAAGUCGCUGCUGAGGAAGAGUAUCCCGGCUGGGUACCUGCGUCACGUGGAUUUUACGACGUUUGGGUUUGGGGAUCGAUCGUAUGCGAAGUUCAACUGGGCUGCGAGAAAACUGCAUAGGCGGCUGCAGCAGUUAGGAGCCAAGGAGUUUUAUGCCAGAGGAGAGGGAGACGACCAGCACGACGAAGGGACGGACGGUGCGCUUAUACCUUGGUCUCUAGGGUUGAAGAGGCAUCUCGUGGAGAACUAUCCGCUUCCUGACGGGAUAGAGCCUAUUCCAGACGAAGAGUUUCUACCACCAAAGUAUAUUCUCCAGAUCGUGAAUCCUGAGAUCGAUUCCGAUACUCCAACACAAAACGAAACAUCUCCAAAGAUGAACGAAGGCACCAAUGACCCCUGCCUCAAAGAGGGCUUCGAUGAAGCCGACCUUAUCACGGAUGAGACACCGCCUUCCCAGGACAUCAUCCAGAUCCCCGGCCACAAAGUCCUGACGCUCAAGAAAAACAUCCGCAUCACAGCCGAGGACCAUUUCCAAGAUGUGCGCCACAUCGCGCUUGAGAUGGAAGGCAGCAUCCGCUACGAACCCGGCGACGUCCUAACCCUCUACCCCAAGAACUUCCCCGCCGAUGUCAACUCCCUCAUCGCCCUUCAGGGCUGGACUUCCAUUGCCGACAAACCCCUCCAAGUCAUCGAUAGCGCUGCCCAUCCCACCUCCCCUCCUUUUACAGCCGCUAUUCUAGACCUCCACUUCCCCGUCGGUCGCCCUCCCACCCUCCGUGACCUCCUCACCCACAACCUCGACAUAACAGCCAUCCCACGCCGCUCCUUCCUCGGCGCCUGCGCCCACUUCACGGGCGACGAAACCCACAAGACCAAACUCCAAGAAUUCUCCAACCCAGCCUACACAGACGAGUACUUCGACUACACCACCCGCCCCCGCCGUUCCAUCCUCGAAAUCCUCCAGGACUUCCCCACCGUCAAACUCCCCUUCCGGAACGCCCUGGCCCUCUUCCCCCGCCUACGCGGCCGUCAAUUCUCCAUCUCCUCCGGCGGCGUCCUGCGCCAGCCCAACGGUAAAGAAACCACCAUCUUCCACCUCACCAUCGCCCUCGUCCGCUACCGCACCGUCCUCCGCAAAAUCCGCCAGGGCGUCUGCUCUCGCUACAUCACGUCCCUCCAACCCGGCACCCCCCUCGCCGUCACCCUCUCCGACGGCUCCCUCAGCAUCAGCGCCCAGGACUCACCCCUCUUCCACCGCCCGCUCCUGAUGAUCGCCCCCGGCACCGGCGUCGCCCCCAUGCGCAGCCUAAUCUGGGAGCGCUCCCUGGUCCUCAACCAGGAGGACGAGCUACGCGGCAUCGAGUGCGGCAGCGAGAACACCUUCGAGGGAGCUCCGCGCGCCAAGACGGUGCUGAUCUUUGGCGGGCGCAACCGCAACGGCGAUUUCCUGUACGAGCACGAGUGGCGGGAUCACAAGCUCGGGAUCGAUGUUUUGGUGGCGUGGAGCAGGGAUCAGCGCGAGAAGGUGUACGUGCAGGAUGUCAUCCGCCGCGAGGCGCAGAUGGUGUGGAAGAUGCUGAGGCCGUGGGAGCUGGUGAGGCCGUGGGAGGCAAGGGGGGGAAUCUGCAUGAUGCGGAGAGGGGGGUUGAUCCCAACUGGAUGGGGGAUGGGACGGUGAUUGUGUGUGGGAGCUCCGGGAAGAUGCCGAUGGCGGUCAGGGCGGCGAUUGUGGAUGUGUUUGCGGAGGGGUUUGGGGGGGAUAGGGAGAAGGCGGAGGCGGGGGUGAAGUGGUUGGAGAGGGAGGGGAGGUAUUUGCAGGAGACUUGGUAGGUUGGGUAUUGUGAUGGUACCGACAUGUUCUUCGGGUUAUAUGAUAGAUGGGGGGAAGGAAUUAUGGAUUGAGUUUAGAGAGAAAGGGGGUUCGGAGCUGAGGAAGAGUCGGUAUAGGAAUCAAGAAUGGAAGUAUUCAACCGCAUCCAGCCUUUAUUCGUGGAGUUUUCGAAUUUGUGGUGUGUUUAUUUUACGUUAUUUCCCUUACUCUUCUCACCAUGCUUUUCUCUAGGCAGGCCUCAUAAACCCUCUACAGGAGCAGAAGUAGCUAUUUCUGAACCCGGCAUAGAAGUCGUACUCAUCGUCAUUCCUCCUCCUCCUCAGCCUUCACCCGUCCCCUCCGGCACCACACCUCCCACUGUUCUUGCGGGCGUCUUCACUGCUUCCGACUUCUCUCCCACCACAUCCCACGUCUGCGGAAUCUCACUACUGCAACAACCGACUUCGUCCAGACCGUCUCCUCUCCCCCCCCCUUCCACCGACUCCACGGUAGCAUAAAUCCUCGGCAUAACAUCCGUAACAACCCCCCCUUUUUCCCCCACCAGCGUCCUCCGAUUCGUGGAGAUAGGCACGGUAAGCGCGCCACCAGUGGCGGUGGAGGUGGGGAGGAGGUGGCAGUAUGCGUCUUUGGUGGAGGAGGUAGAGGUAUUCGCUUGCGAGGGGGGUGGAGAGGCGGGUUGUGGUGUGGGUGCGGAUUUCGGAU
Pseudogymnoascus destructans is the source of this 3407-nucleotide messenger RNA. It is a transcript of the gene TAH18, whose product is annotated as NAPDH-dependent diflavin reductase. Gene Ontology annotation, molecular function: oxidoreductase activity; flavin adenine dinucleotide binding; FMN binding. Bases 594 to 2552 code for a protein of 652 amino acids. Gene Ontology annotation, cellular component: cytosol. NCBI's taxonomy places the organism in Eukaryota, Fungi, Ascomycota, Leotiomycetes, Thelebolales, Thelebolaceae. The record is from RefSeq and is a predicted model, not a curated record. The transcript has 4 exons.